GGAGCCGAGGGAGAAUCCGGGUGGAAGCCGAGAAUCCAGCCCCGAUAGCAGCGCCCGGUCCCGCCCCGGCCCCCGCCGCGGCCUCUGAAGCCGAUCUCCAGCCGGCACCCACGCGUCAACACGGGAUCGAGCCCCGCUCCCCGCGGCCGCGGCUCCGGGAGGCAGGCCCGGAGGGUGCAGCCGUGUUUAGUGAAGAGUGUGGAGCCAUUGAGGGGACGUGGCCAAGUGAAGAGGAGCCGAACAGCCGCUGCCUGGAACUCUGCUUUAGCCUGGUGGCCCACUGAGUGAGUGCCAUGCAGCACCCCCGGGCCUGCCUGUCCUCUGGUCUGCUGCCCAGCCCUCCCAGGAGGCCCUGACGCCCUGGGGCACUUCUGCUCUGCGCAGGACCACGCGGGGGUUUGCCAUGGUGACAUAAAGGGCGUGGAGGAAGGAAGGAGCGCGACCAGCCUGCGGACUGCACCCCCGGCUGGGAGGAAGGGCCAGGGGCCCAGAUCCUCCGUCCCCGCUGCCUAAGUCUCUGUGGAUUUAUUCGUCAGCUGACGACUUUUGUGUCUCUCCUGUGUGGGGCCUUGGGGUGGCCAGGGCAGGCUGGGCCUCCGGUAGCCAAGGUCUUGGGGGCCAGGAUGCCUGCCCUGGCGUGCCUCCGGAGGCUGUGUCGGCAUGUGUCCCCACAGGCCAUCCUUUUCCUGCUGUUUGUCUUCUGCCUGUUCAGCGUUUUCGUCUCAGCGUACUACCUAUAUGGCUGGAAGCGGGGCCUGGAGCCCUCGGCAGAUGCCCCUGAGCCCGACUGUGGGGACCCGCCGCCCGUGGCCCCCAGUCGCCUGCUGCCGCUCAAGCCUGUGCAGGUGGCCACCCCUUCCCGCACAGACCCAUUGGUGCUGGUGUUCGUGGAGAGCCUCUACUCGCAGCUGGGCCAGGAGGUGGUGGCCAUCCUGGAGUCCAGCCGCUUCAAGUACCGCACGGAGAUUGCUCCGGGCAAAGGUGAUAUGCCCACGCUCACCGACAAGGGCCGAGGCCGCUUCGCCCUCAUCAUCUAUGAGAACAUCCUCAAGUACGUCAACCUGGAUGCCUGGAACCGGGAGCUGCUGGACAAGUACUGUGUGGCCUAUGGCGUGGGCAUCAUUGGCUUCUUCAAGGCCAACGAGAACAGCCUGCUGAGCGCACAGCUCAAGGGCUUCCCCCUAUUCCUGCACUCGAACCUGGGCCUGAAGGACUGCAGCAUCAACCCCAAGUCCCCACUGCUGUAUGUGACGCGGCCGAGUGAGGUAGAGAAGGGCGUGCUGCCUGGUGAGGACUGGACCGUGUUCCAGUCAAACCACUCCACCUACGAGCCGGUGCUGCUGGCCAAAACACGUUCGUCUGAGUCCAUCCCACACCUGGGUGCAGACGCUGGCCUGCAUGCCGUGCUGCAUGCCACCGUGGUCCAGGACCUGGGCCUCCAUGACGGCAUCCAGCGCGUGCUCUUUGGCAACAACCUCAACUUCUGGCUGCACAAGCUUGUCUUCGUGGACGCUGUGGCCUUCCUCACGGGAAAGCGUCUCUCGUUGCCUUUGGACCGCUACAUCCUGGUGGACAUCGAUGACAUCUUUGUGGGCAAGGAGGGCACACGCAUGAAGGUGGAGGACGUGAAGGCCCUCUUUGAUACGCAGAAAGAACUACGCACACACAUCCCAAACUUCACCUUCAACCUGGGCUACUCAGGGAAAUUCUUCCACACAGGUACUGAUGCCGAGGAUGCUGGGGACGAUCUGCUGCUAUCAUACGUGAAGGAGUUCUGGUGGUUCCCGCACAUGUGGAGCCACAUGCAGCCCCACCUUUUCCACAACCAGUCUGUGCUGGCCGAGCAGAUGGCCCUGAACAAGAAGUUCGCUGUCGAGCACGGCAUUCCCACAGACAUGGGGUAUGCAGUGGCACCCCACCACUCUGGCGUGUACCCUGUGCAUGUGCAGCUGUACGAGGCCUGGAAGCAGGUGUGGAGCAUCCACGUGACCAGCACAGAGGAGUACCCGCACCUGAAGCCGGCCCGCUAUCGCCGUGGCUUUAUCCACAAUGGCAUCAUGGUCCUCCCGCGGCAGACCUGUGGCCUUUUCACGCACACCAUCUUCUACAACGAGUACCCUGGUGGUUCCAGCGAGCUGGAUAAGAUCAUCAAUGGGGGCGAGCUCUUCCUCACCGUGCUCCUCAAUCCUAUCAGCAUCUUCAUGACGCACCUGUCCAACUACGGGAAUGACCGCCUGGGCCUGUAUACCUUCAAGCACUUGGUGCGCUUCCUGCACUCAUGGACCAACCUCCGGCUGCAGACGCUGCCUCCUGUACAGCUGGCCCAGAAGUACUUCCAGAUCUUCUCCGAGGAGAAGGAUCCACUCUGGCAGGAUCCCUGUGAAGACAAACGCCACAAAGACAUCUGGUCCAAGGAGAAGACGUGUGACCGCUUCCCCAAGCUCCUCAUCAUCGGCCCCCAGAAAACAGGCACCACAGCCCUCUACCUGUUCCUGGGCAUGCACCCGGACCUAAGCAGCAACUACCCCAGCUCAGAGACCUUUGAGGAGAUCCAGUUUUUUAACGGCCACAAUUAUCACAAAGGCAUCGACUGGUACAUGGAGUUCUUCCCUAUCCCCUCCAACACCACCUCCGACUUCUACUUUGAGAAAAGCGCCAACUACUUUGAUUCAGAGGUGGCGCCCCGGCGGGCAGCUGCCCUGUUGCCCAAGGCCAAGAUCCUGACCAUCCUUAUUAACCCAGCGGACCGGGCCUAUUCCUGGUACCAGCACCAGCGGGCCCAUGAUGACCCUGUGGCCCUGAAGUACACCUUCCACGAAGUGAUCACUGCCGGCCCCGACACGUCCUCCAAGCUGCGUGCCCUCCAGAACCGCUGCCUGGUCCCUGGCUGGUAUGCCACCCACAUCGAGCGCUGGCUCAGCGCCUUUCACGCCAGCCAGAUUCUGGUCUUGGAUGGCAAACUGCUGCGAACAGAACCCGCUAAAGUGAUGGACAUGGUGCAGAAGUUCCUUGGGGUGACCAACACCAUUGACUACCACAAAACCUUGGCGUUUGAUCCAAAGAAAGGAUUUUGGUGCCAACUGCUCGAAGGAGGAAAAACCAAGUGUCUGGGUAAAAGCAAGGGCCGGAAAUACCCAGAGAUGGACUUGGAUUCCCGAGCCUUCCUGAAGGACUAUUACCGGGACCACAAUAUCGAGCUUUCCAAGCUGCUCUACAAGAUGGGCCAGACACUGCCCACCUGGCUGCGGGAGGACCUCCAGAACACCAGGUAGCCACGGCCACCACAGCCAGACUGAACAAUGGUGAUGGCGGGGACGUCCCGCCCCACACUGAGCCAGACUGACCUGCAGAGUGGGGAGCUGGGCCUGGGCUGGCCAAGCACUUAUGAGCAAUACUCUGCUGAGGCCACACAGGGCCAGGAGAAGAGCCCCGGCAGGUCUACAAGCGCCUCAGAGCAUCCACUGCUGGGUCUGUGUCCUGUAGGACUUCCCUAGCCACCAGAGGUCCAUUCUGUUCACAGCCUCUCCUGGGGAGGUCUCUUCCUGUUGGUGGAAGGCCACUUUCUGGUAGGAGGGAGUCAUGAGACUCUCUUUUCUGUCUGUCCCUCACUGUGUUCUAGCACCCCUGUCCUCCCCUUCAGCCCACCACUCCCUGCUCCGGCAGGGUAGCCCCUCAGUAUCAGCUGCCAUAUUUUCCCUGUCCUCCAGAUUGUAAGGGAGAAGAGCCCAGCUGGGCCUUUUGCCAAACCAGGGAGAGAGACUGGACGUUUCCCUGACUGUUUCGAGCCAGGCCCUUCAGCGGGGUCAGCUGCGUACCAGAGUUAGUCACUAGGCUGGAUAUGAGGUGGCCACCUCAAGAGAGCUCUGAACCUCCACACUCUGGUUAAUACCUUCACAUCUCACCUUCCCUUUCUAGGGAGAGAAUCUCUGGUUCCUACAGUAUCACCCAGUCCUCAAGGCCUGCUUCAGGGCCUGGGGUGUGGCCAGGCCAUUUGGGCCCAGGGACCCAGGAUUCGAACCUCCCCCUUUCUUCAUCCUGGGAUAUGACCAGUGUGGUGUUUCCUGUGGUAAAAGACGGAGGAGGUGCAGGAGUCUGCCAGUAUACAUGUUCAGUGUACAUACAUUGUCCCCACCACCCCCGCCAGCCUCGGCCCCUGGCAGAUGUGGACAGAGUUGGAGAGACUGCUGUCUGCUGCUUUGCCCCAGCUACCUGUGGCCAAGGGUUCCCCCAGAUCCCUUAAUCUCCCAAAUACUAAGAAACUAAAGUAUUUUAAUUUUUUUUUCUUGGUGCCAGAGUUUAUACCCUGGGUGCUGGGGUCGCACUGUGUUUUAUAUAUAUAUAUAUAAUGUGUGUGUGUAUAUAUAUAUAUAUAUAUAUAUAUAUAUUAUAUUUUUUUUGGUUGGGUUUGUUUUUAAUUCAGUCGUACAAAAUGGCAGUAACCCCCAGUCUCCAAGGAUGGCAUAUCUUAGUGCUAGAGAAUGGGAUGGAAUGGGUCAAGGGUAUGUCUUGGAGAGUCUAGGCCCUCAAAGAGACAGUGUGAAGGGUCCCUGAGAGAGGUCUCUGUUCCCUCUCCCAAGUGCUGCAGCUGUCCUGGGGCUACCCCAGCUAAACAGAGGUGGUGAGAUGUUCAGGGAAGACCAGCUCUCUCCAGGAAAUCUGGCUUCAUGAAGCCUGGUGACCCUAGGGGAAUCUUGGCCAAAGGAAACAGCUGGGGCUGGGGUAGGAGAGCUGGGACCAAAUGUGGCCCUUCCCUGUCCCCCUCACAUGGUGCUAGGUCAGGAGCUGCCCUGAGAGCUGGGAUGCCCACCAGGGCCCAGAGACCUGCCUCCAGCCCCCUGACUCCCCCACCGUAGACAGUGGGUUCUCUGGGCUGUUUUCUGGUUGGGGUCUGCUCCUACCCCCCUCUUUUAACAAUGUGAAGUGACUGAGACUGGGGCACCUCUGCCCAGCCCCCUCCAACUGCCAAUUCAGCUUUGAACUGAGACCCAGGAAAUACUUUCUGGAGAGUCUUCUCUUGCUCAGAAGACUAGCAUCUUGGGGCUGGAAGGGUCCUUCAACGGGUAUGGAACAUGUCCAGAAAGGGGAGGUGGCUGCUUGACUGAUGUCACAGAGCUGGCAGGGAGCAGGGCUGAGCACUGUGCUCGAGGCUCCUGAUUCUGAGUCCAGUGUUCCUCUUCUCGUGCCACACUGCCUCCGAGCCCAUCCUUGGGACCCUACUCUGUGCCAGGUUCCUGUCCCUCCUUCAGUCACAACCGUGGUCAUUCCAGGAUAGGGGACAAACCACUCCUUCCCAGCCAGGGUGCCUUUGAGCCUUCUUGUUCCCAGACCUGCGUUUGCAUCUCUGUCUUGUCCCCACUCCUCGACAGGUCCUCCCCAGCCUGCUGGACCUGUGUCUGUCUUCCUUCUCAACUGCUUCCCUUUUCUCCGGUUUGCCUCUGGGGUGGAGCACAGAGUUGGUUACUCAGCGGGACCAGCUGCUUGUGGUUUCAUUGUGUGCAGAGUGCAGUGUUCCCAGCAAGCUUCUUACUGGGGCCUUUAAACCUGGGACCCUUGGGCACCAUCGGCCCAGCAGGAUUGAGUAGCACAGUGUUUGAUGACAGGGUGGCAUGUCUCUUCGUACACUCAGCACGACUUCCCCACACACUGUGAAACUAGACUCCCAGAGUGGGACAGCAACUUCUGUAGCGCAAACCCUGAGCCUCACUUCCCAUCUGUCCACAAGGGGGUUGGGCCCGGUGAUCUGUGAGUGAGGCCUGACAGCUCCCACAUUCUGAAAUCUACCUUCCCUGGGAGCUCGGGCUGGCCUCGAGCCGGCCCUCGUGGGGUAGGGGGCUUCACUUCUUUCUGCCUCUGGCCUCAGAGAAGAGCAGGCACGUUUGAGAACCUGGGAGAGCAGAGGAGAUACUCUGGAUUUUUGCCUAAUGAAUCUUUCUUGAGGACCCACUGGCCCAGACACUGCUGAGACUUGCAGGCACAGGGCAGGAAGGGAGGGAGGUCAUUUGCCCUAGGAGCUCUCAGGUGUAGCGGGCACUCAGAUCCCCUCACGAGAAGGGAAAACUGGGAUGAGUGGGGGCAGCAUCAUCAGUCUUUAAUGUCCACUAAUUCUCUGUAAGUGUUUGGCCCCAAAAAAGAGAGGGAGACAUAACUUAAACAGUGCAGGUGAUGCCAUUGUGCACUCUAUGGUCCACCUCCACAAAACCUUUGCCCCACGGUGGGUGCAGGUGGGAGGCGUCACCUGCAGGUGCCUCUGUCAUUCAGGAUUCUAGAGCCUUCUGUAGUGUGGGUAUCUUGCUGUUUGACAGAUGAGUCUGCAGUUUAAAUAUGGGCCUUUUCUGAGCCCCAAUACAUGAGCAGCCAGUGCUUCUGAGCCCAGCUGAGGAAGCAGCAUCUGUUGCCAGCAAGGGAAAGCUGCUGAACUGACCACAGAGAUCAGUGGUCCCAACACAGAGCCAUCCCCACCGGUUUGUUAAUGGGAGGAGCAAGUACAAAAAUGUUUUACCAAACAUUUUACUGUGAAUGCCCACUGUCCAGUGUCUAGAUUUAACAUGUACAUUUGCCGUAUCUGUUUCUCUCUCUCUGUACAUACGUAUAUUUUUCUGACCUAGUUUAAAAGUAAGUUGCAAACAUCAUGAGACUUUACCCCUAAAUGCUUCCACCUGCAUCUGAUAAGAGUUUGGGUAUUCCCCUACAUAUUGGCUUGAUAUCACAGCCAAGACGAUUUCCUAACAACAUCUGCUAUCCAAUCUAUAUUCAAAUUUUCCCUAAUUGUCCCCCAAAUAACUCAUACCUGAUUUUGAAAUUAGGAUCCAAUCAAGGUGCACACAUUGUUUUUUGUAACUGUGUUUUUACAAUCUCUUUGAAUGCUGAAAAGUCUUCCUUGUGCCCACUUUGACUUUUUGAAUGACACUAUUCUCGAGGCCCCAGACCUGCUGUCGUGUAGAAGUCCCACAUUUUGGAUCCGUCUGAUUGUUUCCUCACAGUGUCACGUAACCACUUCCUCUGUCCCCUGUUUUCAAGAUUAAUUUAGGCUAUGUGGGUAUUUGCCUUUUGCGCUGACUUGACAGCUUCGUUCUUGCCUAAGAUGCACCUCCACUGUCACCUGUACCAGGUGCCAAACCAGCAGAGGAGUCAGUCAGAGCUCCAGGAGCUCAGGGGAGGGGUGGAAGGGCUCCCUGGAGAAGGCUGCAUCAUGCUGGGCCUGGGAGGAAGGGACAGGGGUUCUCUGGAAGGAGGAGGCUGCCUGUGGAGGCUGGGCCAAGCAGCCUCGGGGCCUGCUGGGAAUGAGACACCUGUGGCUUGAAAAGCCUUGCUUCCCACUUCAACCCUGGGGAUGGGCUGCCAGGCACCGCACGGCAUUUCUCUUUCUGUUUUGUGGUCCCAGGAUUUUCACUUCCUGGAGACCUGUGGUCUGUGUGCCCUGGAGCAGAGCCAGGCUUCUGGGAUGCAACAGGGAGGGGCCCAGAUGGGGAGCUGCUUCCUGCAAGCUGCGGUGUGAGAAGAGCACUGGGCUGGAGGCAGGAGCUGUGAAAUUUCCUCCCAACUGGGCACCUGUAGUAGCUGCUCGACGUUCUUCCUCCCAGGGUCUCUGCUGUAAUUAUAUAAUUAUCUGUCGAAUGAGCAGAUGGGGUACAGCAGGUGUUUUCACAUGUCAGAGAAGCAAGGGGCUCUGCUCUGGGUGAAGCCUCCAGGCAACGCUAGGCUCCUGUUUUGCCGACUCCGGGCUGGUGCUCUUAGCAGCUCAGACUGCCGGGGAUUUUGUGUGGAAUCAAUGCCAAGAGCCGGGGGAGACUCUGGCUGUGUUUAAUCCUAAGAAGUUCAUCCCUCUCGCUCUUCGCUGUGGCCCUGGAGGAGAAUGAGGGGGAGAGGGUUUUCUAUAACUGUGCUAGCUUUUAUUAUCAGCAAGAGGGCUCCUUUUGUAAUUUGUGCAUGAAAUUCAUGUCGUUUCCUGGGGAGAGG
Messenger RNA from Cynocephalus volans (Philippine flying lemur), 7956 nucleotides. It is a transcript of the gene NDST1, whose product is annotated as N-deacetylase and N-sulfotransferase 1. Bases 624 to 3272 code for a protein of 882 amino acids. The transcript is spliced from 16 exons. The record is from RefSeq and is a predicted model, not a curated record. Gene Ontology annotation, molecular function: heparan sulfate N-sulfotransferase activity; deacetylase activity. NCBI's taxonomy places the organism in Eukaryota, Metazoa, Chordata, Mammalia, Dermoptera, Cynocephalidae. Gene Ontology annotation, cellular component: Golgi apparatus.